Pseudophryne corroboree (corroboree frog) is the source of this 1017-nucleotide messenger RNA. RefSeq lists its product as uncharacterized. The coding region runs from base 85 to 1017 and encodes 310 amino acids. The record is from RefSeq and is a predicted model, not a curated record. Lineage: Eukaryota; Metazoa; Chordata; Amphibia; Anura; Myobatrachidae. The transcript has a single exon.
UCAUCUGUGCUGUCUCUCUGCGGCCUGCUUCCCGGAAUGCAAUGACUUCUAGGCCCAUCAGUGGACCGGAGGUCACUACACACCAUGAGAACCUACAGGAGUGUGGAGCUGAGACAUGCUUGUCCUCUGGAAAAAAUGGAGCCCGCUACUGCCCCUGUAAAGACCGCUACUGCCCCUGUGAAGACCACUACUGCCCCUGUGAAGACCACUACCGCCCCUGUGAAGACCACUACUGCCCCUGUGAAGACCGUUGCUGAUCCUACAUCCAGUCAAGCUGUCCAAGCUGCAAUCCACGCCGCCAAGCAGCAGAAGCGGAGACCCAAAAGCCUUUGUUCUGUGGGGAAUGGAGUCACCAGCCCCAAGCGAGAUACAAGUUCUAGCUCCCUCGGAGGACUGCUGGACCUCCUAAAGCAGAGGUCGGGGAGGAAGUGUCAGUCAUCAGGAGGCCUCUGUGUACAGGAGCACCCGCCGUAUAAUGGCACAAAUACAUCUCGACCUCUCAGCAUGAGUGUCCUGGACCUGAAUCGUCUGAGCGGAGCAAUAGGGGCCUCAUCCUCAGGGAGAGAGUUCAGCCACAGCUCCAGGUUCCUGCGUGGAGCCUCCAUGUUCAGCAGCCAACGCUGGAAUGUGUUUAGUAGCAAAACGUCAGAGCAGCAGCCGAAGAAGAAUCUUUCAUCCCUGCGUAAGAGCUUCAGCUUCCGGCUGCGGCGGGGUGCGGAGUUCAGGAGGGAGGAUGAGUGCGGUGACACCUGCUCCCUGCACACCAUGGCCUCGCGGAAGGAGCUGUUUAUUUCAGAAGCUCCACUAGGUGAAAGCAAAGAGAGCAGACCCAGUCUGUGGCGGCUACUUACUGGCCCUUUCCGAAAGAAGGAGUAUGCCACUGGCGGUACCUGGCACAAGGACAACUGCAUCAGAGGAGCGGAGCCUAUGCUGGUGGGCAUAUCCUGCACAGCAGGUAAGACUGGCAUUCUGCAGGGAGUCUCCGGCACCUGUGACUUGUGUCUCUGCCUGGCAUGA